UUCGUGAAACGUGCAACGAAUUCGCUUGCUUGCUCGCACCGUGGACAUUACAUGUCUGUAAGGACUGAGGGCCAAUGCCAAUUGCCAAUCGUGGCGGUGUAGUGCGUGGAGGUUGAAUACAUAGAGAAUCUCCGUUGACCGGAUUCCGAUACCAGUAUUGCUCAGUAUUUCCAUUGCCACAUUUGCCACUAUUACUUCUAUCGCGCCGCGCCGGUGUGACAUCUCAAGUGACAGAAGUACGAGUGUAAACACGCCUCUGCGUCUGGAGAACUUUCUUUAUUCUCCAAGCAAGUCUAGAGAGUGAAAGUACAAGAGCUUUGCCGACCUCGAGUGUUUCAAUUUUCCGAAAUCAGGAUAAAUAUUUGGUGUAUCGCGAAGAGAAAAUUUGAGAAUGUCGAGCCCAAGAGGAUCCGUUCGCGAGGGCACAAGAAUCGUACUGAAAGAAAUAACCGCUACUCUCCAGAAUUCUUCGCCAAUUCAUCCUUCUCCACGAAAGAGUGACAACGAUAGUCCCCUGACUUUCCCGAAGACAGCAGAGCAUGAAGUCAAAGUUCAUUUUGCUCGCGAAUUUGCCGAUGUAAGAUCGGUCACAGAAAAUCUCUGCUUGACUCCAGAGAGCCUUUCGUCGGCCAGCAGUUUUCAUAGCCUCACCAACACUUUUAGUAUUAAGAGCGGCACAUGUACCGAUUCGACACCUCAAACUCCUGAUAUCAUCGCGGAUACAUCAUAUGUGAACUCUGACAUAUCUGAUGUAGAGGAUUUGAUUCUGAGAUGUGCAGAUAUCCAUUUAGAAAGUGAAUGCGAUAGUCAGGAUCUCAGUCAAAAUCAGACGUUUACGUCAGCCAUAGAAGCACCGUUUUCCACAAUCGAAUGUUCCCUUAACGAAAAUUUGUUAGACAACGCCGAUAAUGAGACGCAAGUGAUUGAAACAAAUACUCAAUUAUACGAAACAACGUCCUUGAAUCAAACGCAUGUUUUGGAAUCGUCUAAUAACACACCUUCCAUUCAAGAUUCACAGUUCGUGAUUUCAAGUCCUCCUGCGGAAGAAUAUGUACUACGAGUAGAAGAAUCGAUUGAUAAGCAUAUUCCGUUACAGGAAAGUGGUAAUAUAGUAAGUGAAUUUGAAACGUGCGACAUUGUGAGUAACCUUACAAAGGAUUCACUGCCAACAAGUAACGUAAAUGAUAAUGAGUUGAAUAUAACAACUACUAUUUCAUCCAAUAAUACAACUUUCUGUGUGACCGCGCUUAAUGAAGAACAAGCAGUAAAAAAUGAUUGUAAUGCCGAAAUAUUAUUUCUAGAAGAUCCACAAUCGUAUUCUACCGAAAUUUCUGUUCCGUCCAUAUUCUCGUUAGCGCAAUAUGCGGAUCUUUCGUUACCUAGUAUAGCAAGUAUAUCGUCACCAUUAGAAGAUACUGAUAAUAAAAUAAAAGAAACGAGUAUACAGACUUUAUCAGAGCCUAAGAAGCAAGAUACGUCAAAAGUAUUGUCGCUUUCCGACAAUGUCGAUCAAAAAUUGCCUGUAUUAUCGCAAGUAAUUCUAAAUGACUCUGUUACUCGAACUGAAACGAACGAAAUUAUCAAGGAGCAAGAUUCGUCUGAAUUAGAUAAUGGUAUUGUGUCAGAUAAUAAAGAAGAUAACAUACUAUUACCAAAUAAGAUCAGUAUUAUAGAACCAAAAACAUUGGAAGUUGAAGAUAACUUACAGACGAAUGUUGAUACAAAAUAUUUAGAAGUAGAAAAUAGCGAGGUGUUGAAUGAAAUACAGAAAUUAUCUGAGGAAGACAUUGCCAUAUGUAAUGAGACCCAUGUUAUAGAAAACCCAAAUAAUUCAUCAGAAACUGUAAGUAUAGAAAAGGAAAAAUGUAUUGUUGAAAGUGCAGCUACGAUAAGUGCUGAUAAAAAGGACGUAUCUAUUGAAGCUCUCGAUCAUACACUUACUUUACAAGAGAUAGAUAUAAACUUUGCAACAGAUGAAGAACAAUACGAGAAAUUUAAACCUCAACGACAAAGUACUACAUUGUCGUUGAUCAACGGACAUUUUGAAGAAUUAAAAUCUACAGUAGAAAAAGUUACUAAUGAUCUACUUAAUCCUUCACUGGAAUUCACGGAAGAAACAGAUCAAUUUGUCAGUGCAACACCUGAAUUUUUCCAAGAUCCUUCGACAUUUGAUUUUUUGUUAGCACGAAGUAAUCCUACACAUACAAAUCGCCUUAGAACCGAAUCUUUGUAUGUUAAGUUUGACCCAUUGAUAUCGAAUACCAGUAUGUUACCUCAAGGAAAUGCCCAAAUAAUAAAUGACGAGAAAAAUGACAAAAAUGAAUCACCACUUCCUGAUGUUGGUACACCAAAACGUAAUCCUGCCAUAGCAGCUAUAGACAGGCUGCUUUUUUAUAGUCCUCUUCCUAAUGCAACGGUGCAAAAAUCAGAGGAAGUUCAAGAAAAAAAUGAGCAACCAGUAGAAGAGCCUAAAUCCGACGCACCACUUAUUGAUCACAUAGAUAUGAGUAAAGAACUUGAACUUGUAAGAACUACAGUACUACAAUUGGAAGAAGAAUUGGAGAAACAGAAAAAGGAGCAUGAAGAAUUGGAGAAACAGAACAAGGAGCAUGAAGCAGAAUUGGAAACACAGAAAGCAAUCUUUCAGGAAAAAAUUAAUAAAUUACAGGCACAAAUGUCACAAGAAAUAAAAAUCAAAACCCAGAUGACGGUUGUUGUGGAAGAAUACGAAAAAUCUAUUAGCAGAUUACUCACCGAACGAGAAAGAGAUCGUACAAGCUUCGAACAAGACAAGAUAAAGUUACAAGAAGAAUUGCAAGCAGCAAACCAUCAUCUAACUAAUACGGAAGCAGCAUUUAAUGAUGUACACCAAAAGUACGAAAGACUUAAAGGAGUUGUAUCAGUGUAUAAAAAUAAUGAAACUGUACUAAAAGAAAGUAUUCAAGAAAAUGUAGAAACUAUAAAAACAUUGGAAACGCGAUACGAUCAACUCAAGGAACAUGCAAUGGCGCAACUAGAAAAGGCUAAUUUGGAAUUGGAUGGAAUACGAAAACAAAAUGAGGCGGAAACAGUCAAAUUGCAUGCAAUGAUAAGGAAAGCAGAACUUAAAAGCAAUUCGCUCACCGAACUUGUGGAACAGAAAUCUAAGGAAAAUAAAGAACUCGCAAAAAUCUUAGACGAAGUUAUUGCUAGGGUCGGUCACGGAAACUCGGAAUGAAAAUGAGGUUUUCGUGGAAUAUUUCUAUUUUCAAGAUCAGGCAU
Cyphomyrmex costatus is the source of this 3261-nucleotide messenger RNA. It is a transcript of the gene tacc, whose product is annotated as transforming acidic coiled-coil protein. The coding region runs from base 392 to 3217 and encodes 941 amino acids. The transcript has 8 exons. The record is from RefSeq and is a predicted model, not a curated record. NCBI's taxonomy places the organism in Eukaryota, Metazoa, Arthropoda, Insecta, Hymenoptera, Formicidae. Gene Ontology annotation, biological process: nuclear migration; mitotic spindle organization; cerebral cortex development. Gene Ontology annotation, cellular component: cytoplasm.